Molecule: messenger RNA, 2219 nt
Organism: Diabrotica balteata
Lineage: Eukaryota; Metazoa; Arthropoda; Insecta; Coleoptera; Chrysomelidae
Source: the annotation of a GenBank genome assembly
UUAUUUUUGACUUUCUAUCUGUAGUUUUUUAAUUCUUUUAAUAUUGUCAAUUAGCAUAAUAUUAACAGAAAAAAAUACUUUUAUAAUUAAUGUUAUUAAUAUAAUUAAUUCUUUUGCAAGCGUGAUUUGUCUUACAUCAUCUCAAGUAUAACUUUUUAAAGGGAACGAAUGCAGAAAGGAAAUCGAUAAGAUUCGGUAUUCAAUUCAGUGUAGUGCAUGUGCCGUGGCCCGUGAGCAAAAAAGCACAGCAGAAAGCAGAAUAAAAGUUGAGACAAGAACACACCACAAUCGCUGCUGCGAUCUCCUGACCUCUCACAUUUUAUUAUAACGCCCGAUAUAACGACGGAAGCAGUACUUAAAUUAAUUUAAUUGCUUAAUUGUAAUUGUGAUUACACCAAGAUGAAUGGGAAUAGUAAAUUAGAAGAUAAAAAGGAGUCGCCAGGCAGUGGUUCAUAUAAGCCUGUACCAGACAAGGAAAUGGAAGUUUUAGGAGAUACAGUUAUACGAUCUAAAGGUGUAAGUAAGUCCAAUAAUAAAGAAACCGAUGGAGCAGACGAGAGAAUGCUACCCAAAGAAGACACCAAAGUGUCCCCAAACUCAGAUAUAUCCUUAAAGGAUGUGAAGAUAGUAAUGGGGGAGAAAAAUGGUGAUGCAAAACUCGACAUUGUUGAGCCCAAGGCCACUUUUGGUGGUAUGACCAAGGAAGAAUUGAUGAAGUAUGCCAAUGACCCAUUUUGGGUACGUCUCCGUUGGUUCCUGUUCGUUACUUUUUGGUUACUAUGGGCGGCUAUGCUGAUUGGAGCUAUUAUGAUCAUUUAUGCCGCUCCCAAGUGUGAUCCUCCACCACCGAGAACCUGGUGGCAAGUCGGACCUUUGGCAACAUUAGAUCCUGAUGCCAAACCUGAAAGUUUAAAUUCUCUUAACAAAGACAUUAAAGGUGUAAUAAUUGUAUGGCCAGAGGACUCAUAUAAACCAUUUGAUGAAACUCACGACACCAUACAACUUAUUAAAAAAGCUAAAGAAUUAGGCACGAAGGUUAUUGUAGAUUUGGAUCCAGCAGUUACCGAUCUGUGGUAUACAGAGAGUGAAAAUUCAAAUGAGACCUUCAGUGAUUACUAUAUUUGGUUACCUCCUUCAUACAAAAACGGGGUGUUGACACCUCCUAAUAAUUGGAACUAUCUAAAUAAGAACUCGUCAUGGGAAUAUUCAAAGGUUCGCGAACGAUUUUACUAUGCUCCAUUAGGCGUUCCUCAUCUCAAUUUCCGCGAAAAGGCAGUCGUACAAGAAUUCUCCAAAAUUAUAAAGAAAUUCAUAGGACAUGGUGCGUCAGGAAUUCGAAUUAGAAAUGCUCCAUUGUUGCUGGUAGAUCCCAAAUUUCAAAACGAAGCCAAAUUUGAACACAAGGAUGGUGUCGAAAUUGGAGAUCCUGAAUUCUUCACUCCUACCAAAACUAUGAAUUUAUUGGAUCUUGGCAAGCUGCUGUUGAACUGGAAGGAGGUGGUAAAAAAUAAUACAGUGGAUGGUCUCUUAAUGGUGGCUGAAGAAUUGGGUAAAAUUCAAUCUUACCAAGUUAACGACAGCUUAGUGGUGGAUCUACCUCUUAUGACAAAUGUGUUCUCCAAACCCAAUGUCACAACCAUCGUGAAUCGAUUAAAUCACACAUUUAAGAUUGAUAACGUCAAAUGGCCCCUAUGGAAGGAAACAAGUUCUUCUCUUCCACCAGACGUCAUCAGUAUCGUGACAAGUCUUCUUCCAGGAGCAAGUUUGGUGAAAUUAAAUGAUACUAUAGAUCACCAGCUUCUUCAAAUUAGGGAAUCGCCUUCGAUCAUGAGGGGUAAUUGUGACAUGUAUGCAGUCAGCAAUGAUACCGUAUUUGCUUUUGUCAGGGAGAUAUCCGGAAAUCCAGGAGUUCUCGUUCUUCUAAACACAGGUGAUCAGAAGGUGACUCUAAAUGUGAAACAAAACAUCGCUGCCUUGUCCGAUUUAGACGAGGUGACAAUACAAUAUUAUAGUAAGAACUAUAAUGAGACUAGUCAUAAGGACAUUAAUGCCAAGAAAGAUUCGACGGAUAUUCCGAUAUCACCGAAAUCUGUGUUGGUUCUCCAGUAUGUUCCAAAGAAGAAGCAGUAAAUGGAGACAGAAGGGGAAGACUGGUUGUUCUGAAAUAUUUAACAAUUUCAAUUGCCAUUAAAAAUAUUUAUGAAUAAAUGAUAAGCAGC